AUGAAUAUAAAUGUGAUAAGGCCAUUAACAUGGCUUCAUCUACAGGCAAAUCAGAAAAUUUCUGCGGUCAAUCGUUUCAAUGAUAAGUUAUUCUUAGGUUUAACUGAGGGGGAUUUAAAAGUAUAUUCUAUAAAACCAUCUAAAGAAGAACCCUCUGAUUAUCCAGAUAAUAUAAGGCAAACGAAGUCCUUUAAUGAUACCAAGUCCCUUUUCAAUAAUAAUGAUCAAUUGCAUAUAUUUAAUUUAGAAACUUCUUUUAAAAAUACUACUGGUAAUAAUACCGCUAUAGACAGAAUUCAUAUCAUUUCAAAUGCAUCAAAUACCAACGAUAAGGAAAGAUAUACAUUAAUAAUAUCUAACCUGAACUUAAUAAGGAUUUAUGAAUUUGUAGGUACAAGCUUAAACCUAAUUGAGGAAGUGGAGGAUCCCAAGGGCUACGUCGACUAUAUAAGUGUUCGUAUGGGACAACAAACAUUGCUAAUAACAGCGGCAAAGAAGACACUUACCAUCUAUGAAUUAAAGCGUAAAUCACGUAAUAUAUUUCUGUUGCAGAAGCUUGAGGAGAUUAUUCUUAAAGAUAAAAUAAAAGCCUUACAUCUUUUACCCCAAAUUAAUAGAAACCAAGUUAUCAUAGGGCUUUUAAGUGAUUUCUUAAUAGUUGAUUUAGAAAACAACUUCAAGAUAUAUUCUGUUCCAUUUGAUGAGAUGAAUCUAGGAAAUUUUAUGCAUACCACAUCAUUCAGUUACUUUGGAUUAUCUAAAACUGGCCCGGAAAUACGUAUUAUAUCAGUGAGUAAUGAAGAAGUAUUAUUAAUAAAGGAUACACAAGCAGCAAAAUUAAAUAUUGAGGGAGAAUCGUCAGCAGUUGUAAAUACUCCCGUUAAAUUUCUGCUGAUUCCGUUAUUUGUAGCAUGCUUUGGUCCAUGUUACCUUUUGGUUGUCUAUAAUAAAAGAAUGGAAAUUAUAGAUAUUCAAAGUGGAGAUUUAAUCCAGAAAUUUCAACAUAAUAUUAACUCAAAUUAUAUAUCAGGAUAUUAUUCAGGUAAUGAUAUAUUUUUGGGUUCUGGCUUAGACUUAUUGCAUUUCAGCAUUCUUGAUUACCAAAAGCAAGUACAUCAAUAUUUAAACUACAAGGAACCUACAGGGUUUAAAAGAAAUAUUAGAGAUAUUAAUUCUGAUUUAAAGCUACUAGGGAUUACAAAGUCAAUCUCCUUAGUCUCGAGAUUGAAUAAUGAGAAUGAAUUUUUUAAUAAGAAUAACGGAUCAAAUGAGAAGAAUAAACAAUUAUUGCUUAGAGAUUUAUAUAAAUCGAAGGCUUUAAUAUUGUUUGAAUCAUACUCUAAGUAUCAUGAGGCUUUAGUUGAGAUUGCUUCUGAUUGGAUUGUAUCAUACAAGGAUAUCCUUCCUUUAUUUCCUGACUUUCUUAAUGCUGAAAAGCAAAUAAAUGAUGUUGCAGCUAAGAAUACUUCUCAUGAACCUUCAUCAAAUGUUGUUAAUAAAAUAUCAUUGGAGGAUAUUCUGUCUACAUCAUUAGGGCAUACGACAACUGCCGAUUCUGCUACAGAUUAUGACUUGGCAGAAUCGCCAAAUUUUGAGAGAACAUCGACGGAGUCACUUAAGGGAUCCAAAUCAGUUCCUGAGCAUUCAAAGUCGACUAAUAUUAGAAAAUUCAAUAAAGCUGUGAGUAAUUUGAUAAUCUAUUUUACCGAACAAAGAAGAAUUCAUGCAAACUUUUUCAAUAGUGAUUCUGAUUCAACUCCUUCGAUUAAAUGGAAGGGUAUUGAUAUAACACCAUACGAUAUUUAUCCAUCUUUGGAUCCUGAUAAUCUAGAGAACCAACUAAAUCAAAUAGUUUCAAUUAUAGAUACAGCAUUAUUUUUAUGUUAUUAUUAUACUAAGCCAAUGCUUCUAGGACCAUUGUUAAGGUUGCCGAAUAAUAAAUGUGAUACGAAAAUUGUUCAUAAAUGCUUAUUAGCUAAUUUGCAUCAACACAGCAAAGAGCCAUCAUUUAUUAAGGAAUUACUUGAUUUUUACUAUGGACGUGGUUUACACAAAGAUGCCUUAGAAAUGCUUUAUAAAUUAGCUCAUGAAAAUACGAACGACCACAAUGACGACUUUGAUGAAUUUUUAAGGGGACCUGCAUUAACUGUUCAAUAUCUUCAAAAGCUCAAUGGGGGUGAUUUAGCUUUAAUUUUUGAAUUUGCGGAAUGGGUUAUCAAAGAAAAUGACGAGACCGCAUUUAAAGAUGCUGAAUUAAUAUUUAUGAAUGAUUCAUAUGAAUGUGAAAGUUAUGAUCAUUACAAGGUUCUUGAAUUCCUUGUAAACACUAUAAAAAAUGACUCUAUAGCCGUACGAUAUCUAGAAUGGUUAUUAUUUGAAAGUGAAAUAUUGAAAAAAGCUGAACCAAAUAAGACUGUACUGAAAUUUCAUACAAAAUUAUGUUUAUUAUAUUUGAAAAAGAUUAUAGAAAUACAAUCUGAAGACGAGGACUUCGCAGCUUCCCAGUAUUAUAUUAAAUUGAGUGACAUGCUUAAAAACACGACUCUAUAUGAGCCUUGGACGGUUUUAAACGCUAUUCCGAAAACAGAAGAUAUGUUUCUUCGGUUAACAACAUACAUUUACAAGAGAUUAGGUGAACACGACAAAGCCAUCGAUGUUCUCUUCAAUCAGCUAGAAGAUUUGGACUCGGCCAUGAAAUACUGUUCUGAUGUCUAUUACCAACCACACAACAAACAAACUGGUGAAAGAUUAUUACAUAAGUUACUUGACGAUCUAUUACAACACACAAGCGAGAAUAUAUCCUCCAUCGAGAAAUUAUUGUAUACCCAAGGGUCUAAAAUGUCAAUCCUUCGUAUUUUGACUAGUUUACCUAACUCAUUCCCCCUUUAUAAAUUAGAGAAAUUUCUCAGUCAACAACUACGAUCCUCGAUGGAUUCUGUUCACGAUACUAACGUAGCUAGUCAAUUAUACAAAGUUGGUUCAACCAAAUUACAAGAUAAAUUGCAAACAAUUCAAAGCGAAGGGUAUACGGUUGAAAGUGGAAAGCAAUUAUGCACUAUUUGUAAUAGAAAAUUGGGCUAUAGCGUAUUGAGUGUUGGUAAAGAUAAACAGAUAGCACAUUAUGGUUGUUAUCAAAGAGAGCAGAUAGAUACUAUUUGA
Molecule: messenger RNA, 3159 nt
Organism: Debaryomyces fabryi
Lineage: Eukaryota; Fungi; Ascomycota; Pichiomycetes; Serinales; Debaryomycetaceae
Exons: 1
Coding region: 1-3159 (1052 amino acids)
Biological process (GO): endosomal vesicle fusion; intracellular protein transport; vesicle-mediated transport
Cellular component (GO): fungal-type vacuole membrane; cytoplasm
Molecular function (GO): protein binding
Source: RefSeq, a predicted model, not a curated record